Molecule: messenger RNA, 3545 nt
Organism: Ostrea edulis (European flat oyster)
Lineage: Eukaryota; Metazoa; Mollusca; Bivalvia; Ostreida; Ostreidae
Exons: 7
Coding region: 408-3545 (1045 amino acids)
Source: RefSeq, a predicted model, not a curated record
CAACAGUACAUUUAGUAUACGAUACACAAGACGCCGAUUCAAACUAUUCCCUCUCUGCAGCAAUUUCGUCUGGGCCAACUCUGAAUACUGCAGAUGCUUCCAUUGUUGACAGCAGUAAAAGCGUAACAUUCACGGUUGCUUCGUCAUCCAUAAAUUCUCUUGAAUAUGGGACAUAUGCAUUGACCCUAAACUUAACACAGAGAACAAACAAUGUUGUAGAUACAUACUCCAAGGAAUUGAUAAUAUAUUAUGAAGAACCCGUAACAUGCAUUCAGCUGUCUGUUUCUCCAUAUGUGGUGAUUGGCGAAACGUCCUUUUUAAAUGUUACUUUGGAUGGUUCAAACAUCGAAACGGAAUGGUACUUUGACCAGAAUGAAACUUGUACUUACGAGCAUGACGGACAAGGCAUGCGGAGUAUCAACUUCAAUUUUACUUUUUCAGUUGGGGGGUCCGUCAAUAUUACUGUAAUUGCUUCCAACACAAUUUCUGAGGGAAUGACGAAUGCAUUGUCGACAGCACUCCACAGAAUUAGUGGAAUAUCCUUCAUCACCACGACAGGAUCGCUUUUAGAAACUAAACAAACAGCAUUGUUCAAAUUCAUUCUUGAUCCGAUGGCCUUGCAACCUCAAGGACACAUUAAUGUUACAAUAUAUUUUGCUGAUGGCUCUCCUCAUGAAGAAUACCAGCUAUACAAUGAAAUGUCACUCACGACAAUGCAAAUGAAUGGAUUUCAAUUGCAACAUAUUUUCAAUAAGCAAGGUAACUUUUCUGUGAUGGCAACAUUGAACUCUGAAGUUGAUAUCAAAGAGUACACUACAGAUGUCUAUGUUUGGGAUAAGUUGGACAAUGUGAGUCUGACCUGUAGCCAAACGUAUGUCGAAGUAAAGGAAGAAAUUUCAUUUUCAUUUUCUAAUCCUCCAAAUUCCAAUUUCCAGUAUUUGAUUGAAUAUGGCGAUGGUUCGUCGGAGGCUAAUUCUGCCUCGGAGCUUUUUAAGAAUUACUCACUUGGGACGCCGUGGAAUAAAUCAUAUGAUUCACCUAACGUAUACCAUGUCAGAGCAACACUUUUCAAUCCAUUCCACACUCAAACAACUACUCUGAUAAUCACAGUUGAACACCCAAUUAUACAACAUGCGUUUCAUCUAUCUCCCACAACAAACGUAAUUCCCGUGCCCGAUGGAAAUGAGGUAUUCACGCUGAGCUAUACCAGCACCGAACCUCCACCUACUAAUAUUCUAUGUACUUUCGAUUAUGGAGACGGUGAUAUCGAAACUAAUCUAUCUUCAGUUAUAUCGAAUAACAGUCCUAUCAUAAAAUCGCAUACAUACAAGGCAAGUGGUCGAUAUAUUGUUCAGUUUUCUUGUUUAAAUCGAGUGAGUUCAAUGCACACGACUUCAACUAUAGACGUGCAGUCCUACAUAAUGAGCGAUUUUAACAUAAAUUACGGAAACAACGUAAAACUUAUGAAUAUGACAACAUUGCAAGUUAAACCAGAUGCAACUUACAGACACAAUGCAAUAUCUAAACCUAUACCGGUAAAUGUGGAUUUUCAUAUAUCUUUAAAAAACUGUUCAAGAAUGCCAUCAAAUAUUGAGGUCAGUUGGAACUUUGACGACCAAAGAAUUGAAUACGGAAUACAAGAGUCUUUCCUUAAAAGCCACGAAUUCACUCAACGAAAAAACCAUUCUAUGACGUUUACCUUCAACUUCACGCCAAACAAUACAAAGCAUUCAUUUUAUUAUUGGCUUCAAAUGGGAUUAGUCAAAUUUACCGUUGAUGAACAAGUAGGACUCGUUUCAGAAAAAUACUUUCACUUUUCAGCAGUUGGUAUGGAGAAUGCAAUCUAUACUUUUGAUCCUGGCUCCAGUAAUGUUUAUAUGAAGCCAGCACACGAUUCAGCAAAUGUGACGUAUAAUGGGUACGGUACCUUCUUGCCUAAGGUGACGGCUCGGAAUAGUACUAUGACGGAAGUGGUGUACUUAGGGGACACAGUGAAAGCAGAUUUUGCUUUAGAAAAGGAGCUAUCAAUCUCUGUUUCUAAUACAACCGUCCUACUUCCACCCGGUCAUACAAAUAUAUCUGUAGAGUCUAAUACAGCUUUACCGUUUGUGACAUGCAGUUUCACAUCAGGAGAUAUCAUUGACAAAAAGGUUUAUUUGCAGACAGCAAAUAUCACGCCGUCGGAACCUAUGAUUUUCCGUUACACGUAUUUAACCUUAGGCAGACACAUUCUAACAUUUAACUGCUCAAAUUAUGUCGAGGUCCUCAUAUUAAGUAACCUCACUUUGUUAAUACACAACCCUUGCUUUACCUAUCAUGGUAUUUUUGAUCGUAAAUACGCUUUAUAUGAAAACCCGAUGAAAGCAUACACAUCGAAGGAUGUCUAUGUUUCCAGCAGAAUGGAAGUGAUCUGUAUCGGAAAAACACCAGGUUUUGAAUGGAACACGUUCAAGUGUAUGGAUGCAUUAAGCGCAGAGAGUUGCAACAAUACGAUCCCAAUUAACCCUACCCAAGGUACAAAUGUCUUUCGUCGCGGACACAUUGCACCAGGUAUCUACCAAAUAUCGUUAAAUGUUUCAUUGGAUAAAACAUGGAUAAAAGAGUAUAUGUACAUUGAGUUUAUAAAGCCACCGCCAUAUGCUUUCAUCAUCGGUGGAUCAAAAAGGCCAGUGAAAUUUAUAGACGAAACGAUUGAGAUCGAUGCAUUUACAGGAUCAUAUGAUGGUGCAACUGGACAUGGGAAUAAUAAAAAUCUCUCGUUUUCCUUUGUGUGCAAAAUGUUUUCUUCAAAUGACUAUCAAGAGAUAGAGGAAUCGUUCACCAAUCGUGCAAGCACCGGGGACUGUACGCUAGUAGGUGUUGAAAGUGGGAAAGGAACACUUAACGUAACGACAGCGCCAGGUUACGCUGUGACUGCAAAUGUGAGCGAUGGACAGAAGUUUUCAAUUUUUACACAAUUUCUGAGUAUUCUAGAAGGGAAUCCUCCAAAUAUGUUAUUAAAUUGUAGCAUAAACUGUGGCGAAAAGUACGCUAUAACGGCCAAGAUGAACGUGUACGCAAGGUGCUUGGAUUGUCAUCCCGAGGAGACUCUCCAAUACUCUUGGAGUCUUUUGAAGGUCACAAAUGGAAUAGAAAAUGAGGUCCUCGAUUUUGCGAAUAAAUCAGCUACAGGCCUUGACACUGCAACAAUGGUUAUAAAGGAAAAAUCGUUUGAAUCAGGAGUCCACUAUGUUUUAAAACUGAACGCAUCUUCUUUAGCCAAAGGUCGAUCGGGAUUUAGUGUGGUAGCAAUGGAUAUCAAAACAAAUUACCCUCCAUAUAACGGGAACUGUAGAGUAGAACCACAAGAAGGAAAGGCUAUGAAAGAUUCUUUUAAUGUAAUUUGCGAAGACUGGGUCGAUGAAGGCUCCAGGGAUACUAAGAAACUCGCCAUCGACAGCGAGGCACAGGAGCCAUUGACAUAUUUGUACGAGACUGUGACGAAAUCAAAUGUUAGUGGAGUAAUAGAGGAAACCACAACUGAAAUACACAGUGGAGAUAUGUAG